Molecule: messenger RNA, 2600 nt
Organism: Zootoca vivipara (common lizard)
Lineage: Eukaryota; Metazoa; Chordata; Lepidosauria; Squamata; Lacertidae
Gene: GMNC
Product: geminin coiled-coil domain containing
Biological process (GO): negative regulation of DNA replication; negative regulation of cell cycle
Cellular component (GO): nucleus
Source: RefSeq, a predicted model, not a curated record
CGGAGUAGAAAGGGGAGGGCGGGGGGACGACCGGAUCCCGACCCCAACCUGCCAGAUGAGCAGCGCCGCGCCCUGUCCAGAGCUGCCGCCGGCCUUCGCGGGGGGCCCCGUCUGCGUCCGCCCCUGGGCCCACUCGACGUCAGCGGCGGCAAAGGUUCCCCCGGAGACCUGGCUCGACGCCGUCUGGACAGCCGCGGGACUCCUGGAGGACGACGAGGCACCGGGCAGCAGCAGCACCGUCGCCGAUCAGUUCUGCAAUUUGGGCAUCUCCCUCCAAGACGAUGGAGGGUCUGGAGACCAGCUCUCCACGCAGCUCUACAGGAACAAACAGCUUCAAGACACCCUCUUGCAGAAGGAGGAAGAGCUGGCCAGGUUGCAGGAGGAGAACAACCACCUCAGGCAGUUCCUGAACUCUGCUCUGGUCAAGCAGUUAGAGGAGAAAACCAAGAAGCUGCUGCGGCAGAGCGGCCAGAAACCUCGCAGCCCUCUCCAAAGUGGCAAGCGGAGGCUGAGAGCAGAAGGCCUCCCCCUUCCUCGCGAGGCGUCCCACCCACAGAAGGCCAGGCGGAACCUCCUGGGCUCCUUCUCCGCCUGCGAAGAGCCAUGCGACCCCCACGUGGACACCUGGGUCCUCCGGACGCUGGGCCUCAAAGACCUUGACACGAUUGACAAGUCUCCUGCUUCAGCUAACUACAGUGCCUUGACCCCAGAAGUUCCCCUGGGCUCUUUCAUCGGAGACCCACCUGAGGCAACGAGCUUUGGGUGCGACGACAGCCUGCCAGCUGUUUACAGAUGUGCUGCUUUGAUGUCCGUGGACAGGACGAGCGACAACAGGGAAGAGCCUUUGGGUCACGCACCCGAGCUGCCUUGCCAUUUCUCAGUGCCUGAGAACAACAACCCUCCGCUGCCUUGUGAGCUGCCCUGUUGCUCGGAUGCCUCGCCCAACCCAACGGAGGUGGCUUUCACCACCUCCUUGAGCCCCCACUGCAACGUCAAAACGCACACCUUCCGCCAGGGACAGGCUUUCGUGCGCCGGGAUGAGGAUGGAGGGUGGAAGCUGACUUGGGUACCCAAGCAGCCUGAGUGAAGGAGCUCUUCCCUGUCCACCCCCCAACCCAAAACCCACCUCAGCACUGCCAGGAAAACAAUGUGUUUACAGAUUAAGAGUGGUAAAAAAAAUAUUAAAGGCCCUAUUGCAUUUCUGUUGAGAAUGGGAGGGUUUAGGACUAUCGUUGCUACUGCUAGUCUGAUACGCAGCUGUGGAGGUCUAGCUCACUGCCCAGAUGCAAAUUGCAGCCACGCAUCUAUGGAUCAAGGCUGAUUGAUGCAGACAAUCAAACCAGGAGCAGGGAAGAGGUGGAGGGCAGGCAGGUGAUGCUCUGUGCAAGUUUGCAAAGCUACAUGGCUCCUGCCGGAAACCUUUUCCUCUUCCCUCCAACUCCCUCCCAUGUGCUCCCCAAAGAGUUUGAGAGCUCCAUUUGCUCUGGGAGAGUUGCAACUUUGUGAUUUCUAUCCAAGGAGGAGACCCAGAAACCUUGCCAUGUUCUAUAGCUUUCCCGGCAGGGUAUCAAUGGCAGUCCAUUUUGCACAUGCUCAGAGGGGCUCUGUAGCUGCUGCUGGGCACUAGGCUCAGACCUGGAGAUCCGUGGGUCAGAUGAGCUUUGGCAGCGGCAGGCAAUGAAGUCCACAAAGAGCUGCCCGCAUGAGUGCCUGCCUGCCUGCCUGCCUGCCUCAUGCUCAUUCUGGAGCAGGGAGAGGCAAGAUACAGUAUGUACCCCCAGCUGCACUUUCCCCCGCUGCCUCCUGAAGAACAGCCCUGUUGGGCCUGAAGUCUUGCCAGAAAACUCCGACAAAAAUGAGCUGCUCCAGUUGAAGGACUUGGUUCCUCCAGCUUUGAAGGACUUUGCUUUUUCCAUUUCACCCCACCUACUUCCCCCUCUAUCGGUGCUGCCUUGGCCCAUUACUGUUUUGCCACAAAUGGACUGCUCUCCUUCCACCCAGAGCCCUGUCCUGUUUGGUGUGUCAUGGAGAAGUUAGUGGAGGCAUGGCUGCCAGCGCAGGAAGGUGUAAGAUGAGCACUGAAACCAAAGCAUGGAGAACAUCAGAAGAAGCUGCUGGAUCAGGCCAGAGGGAGCCCACCUAGUCCAGCACCCUGUUCUCGCAGUGGCCAAGCAGAUGCCUGUCAGAAACCCUUAUAAGCAGGAUCCAAGAGCGUCUCUCCCCUCCUGUGCUUUCCAGCAACCGGGAUUGAGAAUCAUUGCUGCCUCCGACAGUGUAGGCAAGGAGAUUCCACCCUGCAUAGAACUGAGAACAGAGUUGUCAGUUCCCUGUGGAAAGAGACUGCCAGGUCAGUUGUCUUUGGGUACGGGAGCUGAAAUCCAGUUUCUUCUUUUCUGCUGCUAAUUGUGCAGUUUCCAGAAUUAAUUGCAGCUGUGUCUUUGUGACCAGAGCACAUUGCGACUACAGCCAGAAAUGCCCUACUUUAGCAAAGGGUGGUUUGGUUGGAAGGGAGCUGGGUCUACUCUGAGCCUGUCCAAAUGUGUAAUCCAAUCCUGAUCACAGUGGCGGAGGAAGCCGCUCAGGCACCCGGAGUGGCAAAC